Molecule: messenger RNA, 2347 nt
Organism: Neopsephotus bourkii (Bourke's parrot)
Lineage: Eukaryota; Metazoa; Chordata; Aves; Psittaciformes; Psittacidae
Product: trace amine-associated receptor 2-like
Biological process (GO): G protein-coupled receptor signaling pathway
Cellular component (GO): membrane
Molecular function (GO): trace-amine receptor activity
Source: RefSeq, a predicted model, not a curated record
GUCAAAUUGUUCUCCCAUCAUUGUCUUCUGUCCCAUCCUGAAAAAAGGAUCAAUGGUGAGGCACAUGGAACACUGCUUUCUGAAGACUUUCCGUACAUCACAUGAAAGCUACAGAUGCAGUCAGCAUGAGAGAAAGUGCCAUUGCAGCCUGUUAAAUUACAAGAUGGUAAUCUUCAAGGGUGAUACCUAUUGGAAAAAUUCCGUGGACCAAGCUGCUUCCCAAGUUCCUUUUAAGUAGGCUAAAUUGCUGCGGAGUAUCUUUUUCUGAUUCUGUUUCUAAAUUUGCUCUUAGUCUAAAACAAGCUAUCAGGAAAAGAGGUGGAAGAAAUGGGUCUGGCUCUCCCCAGAUAAAUGAAGGAAAUAUACUGCCCCUUGAAAAUACUCAUUAGUUUAUUCAUUUAUAACUGCUGCAGCUGGACCACAGUCUACUACAGGAGACAAAACUCAUCCUAUUUCCAUUCCCUUUUAGUUAGUGGAAUUGUAAUGAUAGAAAACAAGUGUAUAUGUAGGUAAAUAAAAUAAUAUUUCUUAUCAUAUCAAUUUUACAACCAAUUUCCAUUAGAUGCGUUCAUUACUAGUACUUCAUAAUCCACAGUAGGUGAGUUUAAUAUCAUAGAUAAUUUGGGAAAGGAAGUUUUUGUCAACUGAUUUUUGACUCCUAAGAUGAGCAUUUUAGUUGAAUAGUUCAUUAACUGAAAUCUCCAAGAAAGCUGAGGUAUGUCAGCCUGUAUAAUAUUUUUUUCUAUAGAAAAAAGUAUCAAUAUUCUAAGAUUUAAGAGGCAAAUAAUUCCUAUACAGUAUUUACAGACUGAAGUGACUUGAAAGUUUUCUUGUUUAUGCAUCUUUUUCUUCUAAUGGUUUAAAAUUACUAAUGUUAUGAUGUAUGUAAAAUACAAGAACCAUAUUUUACAAAAUGUUCCAGAUACAAUAGAAUGCACAAUAUAAAAUGCAUGUUAUCAUACAAUUUAGUUAUUUUAAGAUUCAAUUAAGUUUACUUUUAUCUGCUUUGUUUUAAAUAUUAUUUGCAAUAAUUUUAUAAUAGUUUUCAGUUAUCAGAUUUUAUGUACCAUUUCAGAAAAAUAAUUGGUUGCUGUUGGUCACUGUUUAAGCCAAGAAAAAACCUGCAUUUGAAUUACUGCAUUUCACUUAGUAAUUGAAUUCAUGCUCUUGACUUACUUUAUAUUCUCAUGUUAGGAUUUGGAAUCUUACAGAAACUUGUGAAAAUAAAUCUGCCUAUGGAACAGCAUCUCCAAUAGAAAAGUCUGAUAAAGGAUUGAUUAUGCUUUCUUCAAAUAACUCAAGUGAUUUGACUCAUUGCUCUGACUUUGGAAAUAGAUCCUGUUCUCAGACCCUUAGGUCACCUGGAGUACAAGGGGUAAUGUACCUAUACAUAACAGCAGCCUUCAUUCUCACCAUCUUAGGGAAUCUGGCCAUAGUCUUCUCUAUCUUAUAUUUCAAGCAGCUCCAUUCUCUGACCAAUUUCCUCAUCCUGUCCAUGGCUGUCACUGAUUUCCUGCUGGGCUUUGCCAUUAUGCCUUAUAGCAUGGUGAGGUCUGUGGAGAACUACUGGUAUUUUGGGAUGACAUUCUGGAAAGUUCAUUACAGUUUCAACCUCAUGCUCUGCUUAGUUUCCAUUUUCCAUCUUAGUUCCAUUGCUGUGGAUCAGUUUUAUGCAAUCUGCCAUCUUCUGCAUUACACCAGCACCAUAACUGUCAUCACCAUAAAACAAGUCCUAGUAGUGUGCUGGUCAGUGCCUGUGGCUUUUGUUUUUGGUGUGGUUUUCUCAGAAGCUUACGCUUCUGGAAUUAAGAGCUAUGAAAUGCUGGUUAAAUGCUCGAGCUCAUGUCCUGUUAUGUUCAACAAACUAUGGGGGACUAUUUUAUUCACAGUUGGUUUACUUGCUCCUUCUUGUAUAAUGAUAGGGAUUUAUGUUAAAAUUCUUACAGUAUCCCAAAGGCACAUAUGUGAGUUGAGCCAGGCACAAAGACAAACAAAAAAUAAGACAAAUGAUCUUUCUGGGAAUAAAGAUAGGAAUCCAUUAAUAUACAGAAAUCCAUUAAUAUAUGGCUUUUUCUAUCCAUGGUUUCAGAAAACAUUUAAAUAUAUCUUAAAAAGCAAGAUAUUUAACCCAUAUUUUUGUACAAUAGAACUUCUAGAUGAAGAUCAGUCACAGUAAUAGAUUCUACUACAGACAGCAGCUCUAGAAAUGAAGAACUGUGGGUUACUAAAUAUUCGUUAUAUGUAUAUAUAUAAAAUUGCUGAAUAUUCAAAAUUCAAUAAUAUGAAUUAUCCAUAUUAGUAAAAUCCUGAAACACACAAUAUGAAUUUUAAUUCAGUCCUGUAAAAU